AUGCCAGUCCUUUCUUCCCACCACCAGUCCUUAUCACUUAUGGAGAAGGAUAAUAAUCGAGAAGAUGACAGUUUAACCAACCUUCAGUGGCUCCAAGACUUCUCCAUCCGGAGUUCAGACUUGUCAUCCAUUGCCACUUCAUGUCCUCCUCCUCUGCACACAAACCAGGGUCCAUGCAGCCCCACCGCUGGGGAUAUAGCCUCCUGCCAGGCUCCUCGUAACGGGAAACAAAGGGUUACCCUGGGAAGCAACGCCUGGCCUUCUUUACCUACAUCUGCCCCCAAUCCUAUCCAGGAGGUAGAUUACAGAACCAAUCCUCAUGUGAAACCGCCAUAUUCGUAUGCUAGUCUUAUCUGUAUGGCCAUGGAGGCAAGCCAGCAGAGGAAACUGACCCUGUCUGCCAUAUACAACUGGAUCACCCAGAACUUCUGCUACUACAGACAUGCUGACCCGAGCUGGCAGAACUCUAUCCGUCAUAACCUGUCCCUGAACAAAUGCUUCAUGAAGGUCCCUCGGGGAAAAGAUGAACCUGGAAAGGGUGGAUUUUGGCAGAUGGACCCCCGUUAUGCAGAUAUGUUUGUAAACGGAGUCUUGAAGAGGAGAAGGAUGCCAGCUUCUCACCUUGACCCUCCGAGAUGCAACAAGGUGACACUCCACCAUCCCUACCAAACAUCCUCUCGAGUGAACAACCACCAAACCCAGCGUUCCUCUUGCGGAUACAAGCAGCCUCGGAGACAAGAAAAAGCCAAUCCUGUUCUUCCAGCAUUGAGAGUCCCUGAAAGACAUGGAGACAACCUGUUUCCUCCUGAAGAUCCUCUGAAUGGCAGCAACUUUGAUGACCUCGAUCUGCAGACCGCCCUAAUAUCCAUGUGGUGGGAGGGAGAUAUGGGCUCUUCUGGACCCAAUGCCUCAGUAGUGACCAACCCUGGACUGGAACUGGCCCAGCAAGACCCUGCCAUAGUGGAUAGCCAAUGGUUUAUGAUUCCUGAACACCACCCAACUUGGCAAGAGUUGAAGGAAGAACCUGUGGCAGAACAGUGGUACAGUGAGAAUGGCUAUGCCGAAGACGUUUUGUACGAAUGUCCACCUUGGGAACGGGCAGAGACAUUGUUAUGA
Messenger RNA from Staurois parvus, 1116 nucleotides. The record is from the annotation of a GenBank genome assembly. NCBI's taxonomy places the organism in Eukaryota, Metazoa, Chordata, Amphibia, Anura, Ranidae.